Molecule: messenger RNA, 2291 nt
Organism: Daphnia magna
Lineage: Eukaryota; Metazoa; Arthropoda; Branchiopoda; Diplostraca; Daphniidae
Biological process (GO): proteasome-mediated ubiquitin-dependent protein catabolic process; regulation of proteolysis
Cellular component (GO): cytoplasm; nucleus
Molecular function (GO): ubiquitin protein ligase binding
Source: RefSeq, a predicted model, not a curated record
CCUUGUUUUUCCUUCCAUUAGGUGUCCACAAAUUGGAAAAGAAAGGCUGGAAAGUCAUUGCUCCAGCAGAUCGUAGUCUUAACACAUUACAAGGCCUUCUAUUUGCCACUUUCGAAAUUGCUGCCAGCAAAAACACAGCAGGGACGAUAUAAAACAGCACAUCAGAAUAGAUGGUAUCAUGGCAGUAACAAUUUCGGGUACGUCGGUGUUGAUGGUGUCCUUCGAAUGGAUAGUGGAAGAUAUAGAAGAAACCAAAACAGUUUUAUCCAAGAUGAUUCUGUUUAAUGGAGACAAAGUAUUCCGUGUCAGUGUGAAGAAAACAACAGAUAAGAAUCCUACCUUGAUAUUCUUGGCCACCAAUCUCAAUAGAAUGGGAAUGAGGGUGAAAGAAAUUCGAUACAGUCAACAAGGUUUACAAUCCCAUUUGAAGAUGAAAGAAAAUGAAAUUAAGAAAGAGAAAGAUGGCGAAAGCUUGCAGUUAUUCACUGCCCAUCUCACUGAAAGGCUUUUGGGCAAGUGCAUCUUUACUUUUUCAAUCUGGAUUGAAGGAAGUGUCACUGGGUAUUGUUACCACCUCUCCGAUCGUCUUAUUACGCAACAAUUCUGGAAUGCCUCCGCCAAACAUGAGCAUGGAAUCGACGUUGAGUUGAAGUGUAAAGACAAAACAUUUUCCGCCCACAAAGCCAUUCUUGCUGCCCGCAGUCCAAUCUUUGCAGCCGAAUUCGCUAAAGAUCAUCCAGCAAAAGACGAGGGCUCUCAUCAAAUCCACGUGGAAGAUGUCGAUCCUUCAGUUAUGGAAGAAUUCCUCUACUUCCUCUACACCGGCCAACCGAAAACAGUGUUAGCUAAUGACGAGCUUCUCAAGUUAGCCAGUCGUUAUCAACUAACGACUCUCGAGAAUUUGUGUCGUGCUGCACUAACCAAAAUCGAUGUCCAACAAGUGAUGAACUGCAUGUCUAGUUUAAAUCCUGCAGCUACCGGAAUGCACCAGGAAGUCAAAGCCUCAUCAUCUGUCCUGAUCAGGCCGGAUGCAGAGAUUGUGAUUGACCACGAUCAAAGUGUAUCUACAUUCCAAUGCUGUUGGGAACUGAAGGUCGAUGCUAAAGCUCUCUUUCCCAACACUGUCAUUGAAUAUCAACACGAGAAGUUGUUUUCCCCGCAUCUCACCGGAAAGGUGCAUGGAUUCGUCGUAAAGAAACCGUGGAUCCAUCUAGUCUGCGUCAACCAUCGCAAUUUUGGUUUCAAAGCUAUGAACGGAUUUUAUUCGACCGACGGAAAAACCUGGAUCGAAAUGAAAAAGAGAAAAGCAGAAGAUGUCGAGUUAUUUCUGUUCGUGGGUCAAACGAGUGAAACGUUUCGUGACGGAUGUCGCGUAACAUUUUGCAUGGAAAUGGCCAGCACUAUUGAAAACUACCAUUACGAAUUGAUGGACACGUCGUGGACAACGCAACUUUGGCAGUUCGCUUUAGAACACAAGUGGACGGAUGUGGAAAUAUUCGUCGGUGCUGUUAAACUCGAAGCUCACCGAGUUGUUCUUUCCGCACGUAGUCCAGUCUUGAAUGUCCUGUUGGGUGACAUCGAUCACCUGGGCAAAUCGUCAAUGGCUGUGGAAGAAAAUAUCGAUGUUGAAGUAGUUGAAGUGUUUUUAAAAUUCCUUUAUACUGGUCGUUUGGACAGGUCGGCCACUAACAAACAGCUUCUUCAAUUGGCCGAAUCUUACGAAGUUGAAACGUUGUUAAAAAUUUGUCAACUGGCCAAUCGAAUUUCUGCGGAUGUCACUUCCAAAUUGGAUGCUCUUCCUUGUAAAAUCGACAUUGCAGACAAACCUGCCGUUUCCUUUCAAAUGGAUCUCGAAGUCGUGAAUCUGUUUCUGAAAUUUCUUCAUACGGGUUCGUUAGAUCCAUCCGUCAGCCAAACCCAAAUGGUUGCAUUGGCCGAGAUGUACGAAGCAAAAACGUUGAGCAAAAUUAGUAAAUUGGUGAGCGAAAUUUCCCCAGACGUCGACAAACUGACGACCUUCAUCCUCACAUUUUUCUGAAAAAGUUUCCCUUUGUAAAGUUUCCUUUUCCAUUUUUGCUAAUGAAACAUAAACACUUCAUCGACAGAUGGUUAAAGUUAACGGUUUGUUUGCUGGUUGUCCAUACCAAUAAAAAGAAUGUUAUCGUUGUUUUAACAGCUAGGAAGUCAUUCAACUUUUCGCUUCAACGUGCGCAAAUCGCUUUCCAAAAAUAUUACGUAGAAAGCCAUCGGUGUUUUCGAGCUUCGAAAUCGUAUCUGUUCGUUAUGAAAAG